Messenger RNA from Maylandia zebra (zebra mbuna), 5778 nucleotides. It is a transcript of the gene whamm, whose product is annotated as WASP homolog associated with actin, golgi membranes and microtubules. The record is from RefSeq and is a predicted model, not a curated record. Gene Ontology annotation, cellular component: cytoplasm; endoplasmic reticulum-Golgi intermediate compartment membrane. Gene Ontology annotation, biological process: Arp2/3 complex-mediated actin nucleation; endoplasmic reticulum to Golgi vesicle-mediated transport. Gene Ontology annotation, molecular function: Arp2/3 complex binding; actin binding. NCBI's taxonomy places the organism in Eukaryota, Metazoa, Chordata, Actinopteri, Cichliformes, Cichlidae.
CCGGGGCUGGUGAAGGCAACUGACGUCACACAAAUGGCGGACGUUGUAAACAGAGCCAGCAGCUUCUCGGCCAGGGUGAAAUAUCUCUUUUUAAGAUGAACAGCAUAGAGUGUGAGCGGCUAGACAGUCUGGAGGGGUGGGUGGCCGUUAAAAGCAACAUAUUUGAGGAAGAUGAGGCCUUUAAACUGGGCUUCAUCGUACAGUGGAACGUUAUCGAGUGUAAGUUCGCCGUCACCUGCCAUAACCGGACGUUACAGCGGCAGAAGCGCAAAUCCGAGCCUGCCGCCGACGACCCUCAGAUGAGCUGGGCAGGACUCUUCUCCGUCAGCGAUCUGAAGCACGUCCACCAGCAGUUCACCUGCGUGGCCGACGUCCUGGGAGGCUGCUUCCCGGAUUUGACGGAGUUUGAAGAGGGCAACAUUUGGGACUUGCUCUUCCUGAAUAGGAGAUCAGGUCCAGACAAUGACGAGAAGGACUAUGACACCCCGUGUAGGAAACUCGAGAAGUAUUUCAGCACCGCUAUUGACCUCUGCGGACGGAAGAUCGUUCUCGACACCUUGUUCGCACAGGAUGACCGAGAUAUCGAGGAGUACUUUGAGAAUUUACAGGAGUUCAAAAAGAAAAGCUUGCAGGAGGAGAUGUCAAGGGCCAAGGGUCACCUGAGACAGCUGCUACAAAGUCACAGCGGUGCUGACAGGAUGGUCAUGCUGCUCAGCAUCUACGAGGAAGAAGACGAGGCCUACCAGGACCUGGCGACUGUCGCCACGACUUUCUUCCAGUACCUGCUUCAGCCUUUCAGGGACAUGAGAGAGCUGGCCUGCCUUUACAAGAUGGACAUCCUUAAGUCUUUGGAGUUUGAGGAACUGGGUCCUAAGAGAAUUGCAGCUCUGGAAAAGGAGGCGGAGGAGUGGAGAAAAAAAGCAGAGGAUGCAGUCGCCUCGAUUCAGGACAUCACUGUCACCUACUUUGCACAGACUUCAAAGGCUCUGGCUGGUAUGGUGAAACAGAUGGAGGAGGAUAAGUGUCGUUUUGGACCCGCUGCCUGGGCGUCAGCGGCUCCCAGGCUGGAAAAACUCCGUUUCCUAUUGGCCAAAGAAACCCUGCAGCACAUGAGAGCCACCGAGAUGUGCCUCAGCCGCAAGAAAGACAGCAUCAAGGAGAGGCUGGAGAACCUCUCCGUGAGAGCCCAAGGCCAGAGGGCCGAUUUAAGGUCUGCGUUUGAGGACGGCCAGAAGCAGGACACUGUGGACCAGCUGGAACUGCAGUUCUACGAAACCCAGCUAGAACUCUACGACGCCAAGUUUGAAAUCCUGAAAAAUGAAGAGCAGCUCCUGGUGGCUCAGAUAGACACCCUGAGACGACAGAUUAAAGAGCUGAAGGAGGAGGUGGUGUACUACGAUGUGUGCGAGGAUCCGGAGGAGUUGCAGAGCAUGGUCCACACAGGUAUUCAUCAACCAGACCCUCCAGCUGUCAGUCAGCUCAAAAGACGCCUACAGACCCUGGAAACCAAGAGGGGCAACAUCUGUGCCCGCCGAGCUUACCUGCGUAACAAAAAGGAUCAGUGCACAGAUGCACAUGAGCAGAAGCACCUGGUGGAAAAACAGAGCUCCAUAGUCUUCAACCAGCAUCACCAGGUCCACCUCAAACGAGAGAAGAAGAAGGAGGAGGAGCAGAGGAGGAAAGAGUGGGUGGACAAGGAGCGGGAGAAAACUCUGAGCCGAUUACGAUCCUUCAGAGAGAAGCGACCGGGCCAGUACAUCCUGAAAGCGCCCCAGUCCAGGCCUUCGCUGUCUUCUCCAGAAAGCCUGUGCCCCUCGCAGCCGAUGUCCAUCAUCAGCCUCAGCCCUGCUCCCUCUUCUCAAGGACCCCCUCCCUCCAUCCGACCCGCACCAAGGCGCAAGAAACCAGCCAAAAAGCAGCAGCUGAAAGACAUGCCUGUCCAAAUCUACGCUGCGCCACCUCCUCCAACGGCCAUCCCCCCUCCCCCAACAGCCCCACCCCCUCCUCCUCCUCCGCCACCACCACCACCACCACCACCACCGCCACUGUCACUGCUGCCUCCCCCCCGAGUGUCGCCCUCAUCAGAGGAUGCCCCGAUGCCUCUGAGUGAAAAAGAGGGCCCUCCAUUUCCAGCCAAGAACACGCUCAAACAAAAUAUAGGAACCAUGGACGAAGUGUUGGCUUCGCUACAGCGUGGACAGAUUAAGCUUCGAAAGGUCCCCGCGGCCAGCACGCCGAGCCCCACUGGGGACGCAAGGAGCAGUCUGAUGUCUGCCAUCCGACAGGGAGUCACCCUGAAGAAGGUGGUUCCUGCACGAGUAGAAGUCCCGAGCGGCGGAGACAACGAGCUGGAGCGCAGCAUCAAGGCCGCCAUGAUGAGGAUGAAGAAGGUGGCGGCUGAUUCGGAUGAGGACGACAGAGGGGACGAAGAGGGACGCAGUGCAGACUGGGAUAGCUGAGAAUGCGUGCGCACUCACGCCGAUGAAGCUGCCGUCUUAUGUUAGCUCCUCUCAGUCUUCCUCACAGUUAUGAGCUUCAGCUCAUUGUUGCCAAUUUCCAUCGGAAAACAAGAAGAAAAAAAAAAAGCUGCUUGUUUGACAAGAACAGGAUUACGCCUCCUCAGACUUAAACGUUGCAGUUUGUUGAAGUUGUUGCACAUUUAAUCCCUUUUGUGUGUGUGUGUGUGUAUGUGUGUGUGCUUUUGUUUUGUAGCCCUGAAACGCUGUAAUACAUCCAACACUGCAACUAACUAGCGAGCGGCAGAAUCAGGACUUACUCUCCUCUAAAACACUUUCCAAUUUUCAGAAAUCCCAGUGAGAGCGAAUGAGCCGCUUUGUUUUUAACGCUCCUCUAAUUAUUGAAUUUCUCCCAAAUCUGUGCCCGAAGGCCUUUUGUGACAGUGUCACACAGCAGGGGGGGAGUGGGGUGGGAGCUUGUGCUGCGGGCGGUGAAGACAACACUACGCAAAUUGUCGUUUCGCUCGCACCACUCGGUCUGAUCUCAUCAUUUUGAAUGUAAUUAAAUUUGAACAAUUGUUUAUUUAACCUAACCCCAGUAAGGCUACAGCCACGUGAAGGCAGCGCUGUUAAUCAUUCAAAGCCUGCGUGUCUGAAGUCUUUGUCGCUGUUUGCGUUGCAGGCCGUUUCACGCUGCCCGCAAUUUUCCCCUUCUCAUGUCAGAAUUUUGGGACCGCUUUAGGAUUAAUCAAAGGGCACUUUCGAAGUGAAAUACACAAAGACAAAUUGAGAAUAUUAGGCUUUAAUUUAAGUAAUGGAUUAAAAAAAAAAAACAUCGCAAAUCGCUGUGUCAUCUAAAGAAAAGGAAAACGGGGGAAAGGUUCCUGUUGUUUAAGGCAAAUUGACCUUUCAACCUGUGACAGCACGUUGCUUUGUUUUGGGGGGUUUUCCCUCCUCAAUCUUUACAAGUGUUCCUUACCUGAACCUGUCAAACAGUUAAACUGUGUGAUAGCAGCAUUAAAUGCUUUACAGGAUGAAUUCAAUUUUAGUUUUAUGAGUUAAUGAUGUUCGAGGCCGACACCUGCAUUGCUGUGUUUUAAUAAUAAACUAGGAGGCAUCAGGUCGUCAUCAAACGUUGGCGUUCCUUUUUCCCUCCACUUUCAUUCAAAUACAUUCAUCUGAGCUCUUUGCCACUUGCUUUGCUCACGCUGGUCCCCGAUCUCCAAAGUCUUACCUGUGCCCAGGCCCUCAUUCUUUAAACAAAGUCACAUCAGACCUGCACCGGUGAACCCCUGGCGAGUGGGCUUUGGUGGAUGAAGCCCACAGUGAUGAGUCACGAAGUAAUGUCCAUCCUGGCAGCGCUCGCUCUCACACAUCGGUCUCCUGCAGUGACAGCUCAGACAUCCCCAGCCAGCUGCGAUUGAGUUUAUUCAGCUCUGCGUACUUAAGAGAAGCCACCGUUUUUGCGGGGCUGCUGUCAGUCUGUGUGCAAUCUGUUUGCAACAUCCACGCGAUUCAGGUGGAGACGGGUCACGCACCUCGGGGUGGGAGGGAAGGCGCACACGGGGGUAUUUAGACGAACACCUCCAUCCAGUAUAAACAGAAAUUUCAGCAGCCUGUUACUAUGGCAACAAGAAGUGUCAGCGGUAGUGGCCUGCAGUGCCAUAUCGCUCUCUUGCUCGCUCUCUCGCUCACAUGUACAGAGCAGCAUAGUCUCUUGAUGUUUCACCAACUCGCCCACUUGUCACCAGUCACACAAUGAGAGCUGAGAGUCAGACAGCGAUGACAGCAGAGAGAACGAGAGGCCGUUUUUGCUCUACCAGAAUCGAUUGGGAGCGAGGCUGAAAGUUGAGGAGCAGAAGUACAAUUUUUUUUUCAAAUUGGUAUUUAAGCCCUAAUUGUGUGUAAUGAGAUCCAGAGUUGAAACUUUAAAGCAGUGCUGACAUUUAGCAGAUCAUUAUCAGUAUGCGUGUCAGAUAUAUGGUCAAAAUGGCGACCUGCUGGUGGCGCCAAACAAAAAGACUUAAGGGUGACUUAGGUGAGAAGGGUUCAUCCUAAGGUGGGCAUGAAUAUCUACCCAGAUUUCCUGCUUUCAUGGCGGUCCAUUGUGUAGUUUGUUACUCUGGCUGACAGUGUUCAGGUGUUCAGUAAGGCUGCAAACAGUCUGGGAACCUAUCUGCUGACCUCAAGGACAUUCAUGUGUAUUCAUGUGACAUUAAUUAAAAAAUUAAUUGUUCAUAAAAUUAGUAAAAUAGUAAAAAAUGUUCACCACACCAUUUUUUUGUUUAACUUAAUAUACAUUUGCUGACCACUUUGUUGGGUACACCUGUUCAACUUCUCAUUAUUACAAAUACUGUAUCUAAUUGGCCAGUCGCAUGGUAGCAGCUCAAAGCCUUUAGACAUCCAGACAUGACCAGGUCGGCCUGGUGAAGUUCACCCUGAGCCUCAGAAUGAAGAAGAAAGUGACUUUGAAAGUAGCACUCUUGUACGGCCAUCUCUCGGGUUUACAGAGGAUGGUGUUAAAAAAAGACAAAGUGCUGAAAUCAUGAGCGACAGUUCUCUUGGCAAAAAUGCCUCAGCAGCUGAAGACCACACCAGGCGCAACAACUACCAGCUGAGAACAGAAACGGAGGCUACAGUUCACACAGGGUCACUAAAACUUGACGACAGGAAAUUAGAAAAAUGUUGCUUGUUCCGAUGAGUCUCGAUUUCUGCAGCAAAAUUCUCAUGGAGUCCGAAUUUAACAAACGCCUCCUAUCAGUGGGUCAAGGUAGUGGUGUAAAUCCCUCAGUACCAGAUGAAUAUUGUGUACCCAUCUUCUGAUGGCUACUUCUAGCAAGAUAAUGUGCCAUAUCAAUAAGCGCAAAUCAUCUCAAACUGUUUUUUUGAACAAAAUGAGUUUACUGUGCCCGAAUGGCCUCCACAGUCACCAGAUUUUGCUCCAGCAGAGCACCGUUGGGAUGUUGUGGAACAUCAUGGAUGUGCAGCCGGCAAAUCUGUGUGAUGGUGUCAACUCUAUAUGCAGCAAAAUAUCUGAGGAAUGUUUCCAGUACCUUGUUGAAUCGGUUCCAUGAAGAAUGAAGUCAGUUUGGAAGGUCCAACCUGGUAACGUGUCUGUUACGGUGUUUCCACAGCUGUCUGAACUUUACUAAACUCUGAACCAAAAACAAUUCUAAAAAUGAGGAGUCUCCAUAUCGGAGUCUCUCAUUUAAAUAAUGUCAUUGUUGGUUGUUAUUCAGUUGUAGCAGUUUUCUCUUUUUUGAAUCACUCAAAUGUCUUUGGAUUCUGCACUGUUGGCUGCACAAAAGACGUCUUUUCAAAA